AUGGAUUCGUUGGAGUAUUUAGAAGAUGGGUUCGACCCCAGCUCAUUAACAGUUAAACAGAUCAAACGUAUUUUGGACGAACAUAAAGUCUUUUAUCCCAAGACAAAUAAGAAACAGACUCUGUUAAACACUUAUAAGAUAGAGUUUCAACCGUUGGUACCUUUGUUGAGAGCAGAGUAUAAUUCAAGAUUAGACCAGUUACAACAAGAAAAGAUAGAACAAGAUUUAAGAAUGGCUACUGAUAGUAAAGAUUAUGAUUCAAACAUAUCGGAUACCGAUGUGAAUGAACCUAGAACAGGUUCAAAUAUCGAGGCCGUAGAUACCAAUACAAAAGAGCAAGAUACCAAUAUAGAAGAAAAAGAUACAGAUGUGCAGUUGAAAGAAGAAAGCUUUUCAGAGCUAUCAAAUAAAAAUAGCAAGCAAUCAUCUGCUUUAGAUGAUAUUAUUAUAUUGGAUAGUGAUUAUGCUUCUUCUGAUAUAGACCAAGAUUUAUCUGAAAAGGAAGAAAUACAAGAUGGUGAUGAGAGUAUAAUUGGGGGAAAUGCUUUGGAGGAAAUAAAUAUGGACGAUGAUGAAGUUGAGAUAAAAGAUAUGGAAAUAGAAACUCGUAGCUUUGAUGAUAAUAGAGAGAGUAAAGAUAUCCAACAGGAUCAGAACAGCCAAGUGAGUAAAGAUGAUAUAGACAUGCAAGAUGAUAUGGAGGUUGAUAAUGAUGAUAUUCACGAAGAGAUAGAAGAGGAUUCAGAUGAAGAUAUGGAUGACAUUCAAGAAGAAGUUCAGGAAAAGAAUCAAGACGAUAAACAAGAUAAACCUAAUACCAAGGCAAACGUUGAAAAACAGGUUAAUUCGAAUGAACGUGAUAAAGAAAAAACAUCGUCUGAUCAACUCACAUUUACCAAAUUGAAUAAAAAACCAAGAGCUUGUUUGACAUGUCGUAAAAGUAAAAUAGGCUGUGAUAGAACAAAACCGGAUUGUAAUAAUUGUACAAAGAAAAAUAAAACUUGCAUAUAUCCAGAUGUGCCAUCAACUGCUAAUUCAAGUAAUAAACCAAAGGACUUAGAAAAACUACACCCAAAUGCUGAUUUACAAAAUGCAGUUAAAAAUACAGAACAAGCUGAUAAUCAUAUGAAUAAGCGUGAUGCCAAUACAGUGGAAAAUCCAAAAGAAUCCGUAUCAUCGAUUUAUGAGAAGACCACUGAAAUUUAUUCGAAAUCUAGCCCAGCUGAAAUUUAUUCUAAUACUACUCAAACAACCACUCCGAUUAAGAAAACAACUAAAUUAUCGAUUAAAAAAGUAUCAAUACCACAAACAAAUUCUACCACUGAAACUUCCACAAUUUCUAAUGCUCAGCCCAUUACAAAUCCUCAGCUUUCAGCUAUGGAACAAACAGCAUCUAUUCAGCCUAAUUCUCUUAAAUUACCAAAUGCUAUAGAUAUUCAGAUACCAAAAAAUCUAUCCGACAAUAAUAUUUCAAAAAGGCCUAGGGAUGAUUCUCAAUCAGAUCAUUCUCUAAAGGAAAAUUCUUCAUUAAACAAUUCCACUAAAAAAAGGAAAAUAGAUAAAUCCACUAGCUUAAUAGAAGAAAAACUCUCUACAAAGAGUCCAACAAAGCCAAAUGAAAAUUCCAUUGUAAUGGAAAAUUUUGAUAUGGACGUAUCAGAUUCAUCAAUGAGUUCUAAUUCAUUUAUUUAUGGAAAUGAUGUGAAUGUGACUACACUUGAGGAAAAUAAGAUAGGAUCAGAUCCAAAAAUGAUCUUAACUCCCAAAUUAUGUUCACCAUUAGCAAAAAAUUCAAAUUUGAAGAAAUUAUCACCUUUUAAGAAAAGAUUGGCUCCUGAUUUAGCUAAUUUGAAUGUUUCACCUGAAUUUGCUAAUCAACUUGUUACUGCUAUUGAAGAAAACAAUGACUAUCUUUCCAAUCAAAUCCAGCCAAAUACUAUUAAUGCAAUUAACCCGAAGACUCAAACAAUUAUCAUUAGUAAUGGAUUAUCAGAAGAAUCAUCAGAAGACGAUCAACUAUCUAAGCCAGAAAAUGAGCAGGUUACUACCUUAUCUUCAAAUGUUAAAGAAGACGAGAUGAUUAACUCUAAGAAUUUACAAACUUUGGAUAGAAUAUAUGAAGAUUAUAUUGAUGAUGAAUCAAACAGUACCCAAUUUACUAAAGAGCCUACUGAAGCCAGUAAGAUAGAUGAUUUUAACGUACAUAAUGAUAAGCUUACUGAAUCUGACAUUAAAAAUAAAAAACAGUCAGACACACGGAAAUUAAUAUUGUUUUUAAAACUGGUUGCUUUAAUUUUAUUAUUAUUACCGAUGAUCUUAUGUUUUUGUAUUUACCGUGAUCAAAAAAUGUAUGUUGGCUAUUGUGAUAAUCAACUACCUAUUAAAUCAGUCUCUGAAUAUUUACCAGAUAAUGUCAAUACUUUACCAGUUGUAUCCAAAAUUGAUAACUGGUUAGAAGAUCAUAAGCCAGAAUGUAUUCCAUGUCCAAACAAUGCAAUUUGUUAUCCAAUGAUGCAAAUGAAAUGCAAACCAGACCAUAUAAUUAGAAAAAACAUUUUUAAUCUCUUUGGAUCUCUACCUUUGCCUGAUUCCUGCGUGAGAGAUAACAAAAGAGAAAAAAUCGUAAACGAAAUUGUUAAAAAAUCAUUAGAAUUUCUAAGAGCUAAAAAUUCAGCUGUCUCUUGUGGAGAAGGUACUGAUGAUUUGAAAAGCGGUGUUAGUUCCCAAGAUUUAUAUAACAUAUUCAAUGAAGCACGCCCAGCGUGGAUAGAUGAUUCCAAUUUUGAAGAAAUUUGGUCUCAAGUUGUUAAACACUUGAAAGAUCAAAAGGACAUAUUAUGGAGGCAACUAUCCGCCAAUGAGAUAUCCCAAAAAUCAUACAAGAACAAGCAUCAAGCCAAUGGGUUUCAAAAACAAAAAGGAUGUAUUUCACAAGAACCAGGGUCACCAGAAAACACGGUUAUUCGCUCAAUAUCCAAGAAAUAUAUCGGCAUUAAAUGUAGAUUUGAAAGAGAAGUAUUUCAAAAAUACAUCAAAUAUCGACUUGUAAUUUGGACGAGUAGCAUUCUGGUAAUAAUUGGAAAGAUUCUUCAUCUAAAAGUUAAAUGGACAAUUCAAGAGCAAAAUAGGAUCAACGAUAUUGCAACGGAUAUAAUUGCUAGUUUAAAGAAGAAGAAAAUGGAACAAUUGCAUCCGAAUACUCCACCCUAUUUAAGUUCGGUACAGUUAAGAGAUGUUUAUUUAAGCGAUGUGAACAAUAUUCAGAAAAAGAAUAUCUUAUGGAAAAGAAUAUCAGACAAAGUGGAAUAUGGGAAUACUAAUAUAAAUAGUAGUUUGAAUGAAGUUCAUGGUGAAAUAAUGAAAUGUUGGGAAUGGGUAGGUCCUAGUAAUGAUAAUAGCAUUCCAAAUAAUGAUAAUGAGAGUAAUGAUUGUGGUAAUAACACAUAA
Henningerozyma blattae CBS 6284 is the source of this 3447-nucleotide messenger RNA. RefSeq names its product Src1p (gene SRC1). The coding region runs from base 1 to 3447 and encodes 1148 amino acids. Gene Ontology annotation, biological process: regulation of DNA-templated transcription. Gene Ontology annotation, molecular function: zinc ion binding; DNA-binding transcription factor activity, RNA polymerase II-specific; chromatin binding. Gene Ontology annotation, cellular component: nuclear inner membrane. NCBI's taxonomy places the organism in Eukaryota, Fungi, Ascomycota, Saccharomycetes, Saccharomycetales, Saccharomycetaceae. The transcript is spliced from 2 exons. The record is from RefSeq and is a predicted model, not a curated record.